Orycteropus afer afer is the source of this 963-nucleotide messenger RNA. RefSeq names its product dual oxidase maturation factor 2 (gene DUOXA2). The record is from RefSeq and is a predicted model, not a curated record. NCBI's taxonomy places the organism in Eukaryota, Metazoa, Chordata, Mammalia, Tubulidentata, Orycteropodidae. Gene Ontology annotation, biological process: protein transport. Gene Ontology annotation, cellular component: endoplasmic reticulum membrane. The transcript is spliced from 6 exons. The coding region runs from base 1 to 963 and encodes 320 amino acids.
AUGACCCUGUGGGACAGCGAGCUACCCUUCUACCCUCGGCCUCUGCAAGCGGCCAACUUCAGCGCCCCGCUGCUCGUCGUCAUUGUGGUGUUCCUGGUCUUGGUCACCAGUUUCCUGUUCAUCUUGCCCGGGAUCCGCGGCUACUCGUGCUGGUUCUGGCUGGUGAGAAUUCUUCUCAGUCUGUUCAUAGGUGCUGAAAUUGUGGCCGUGCACUUCAGCACAGAAUGGUCUGUGGGUAGGAUCAUCACCAACACAUCCUACAAGGCCUUCAGUGCGGCGCGUGUCAGGGCCCGCGUCGGUCUGCACGUGGGCCUGGAGGGGGUCAACAUUACACUCACAGGGAUCCCAGUGCAGCAGCUGAACGAGACCAUCAAUUACAACGAGCAGUUCAGCUGGCGCCUGGGCGAGAACUACGCGGAGGAAUAUGGCGAGGCACUGGAGAGGGGCCUGCCAGAUCCCGUGCUCUACCUGGCGGAGAAGUUCACUCCGAGCAGCCCUUGCGGACUCUACCUUCAGUACCGCCUGGCGGGACACUACGCGACCGCAACGCUGUGGGUGGCGUUCUGCCUCUGGCUGCUCUCCAAUGCGCUGCUCUCCAUGCCGGUGCCGCUCUAUGGAGGCCUGGCGCUGCUGAGCACCGGCGCCUUCGCGCUCUUCUCGGUCUUCGCCUUCGCCUCGGUCUCCAGCGCGCCGUUGUGCCCGCUCCGCCUCGGCUCGGCUCUGCUCACCACUCACUACGGCGCCGCCUUUUGGCUCACGCUGGCCACUGGCAUCCUGUGUCUUUUCCUCGGAGGGGCGGUAGUCAGCCUUCACUACGCACAGCCCAGCGCUCUUCGCACCUUCCUGGACCAAAGCGGCAAGAAUCGUGAAGACCAGGCGAAAGGGCGCUCGCUUCUUAUUGUCAACAGCCCUCUGCACGAGCAGUUCGAGGACCCAAACUUAGAGAUCAUCACUAAACUGUGA